CCCGCCAUCCAGACAAGGAGGUCUUCCGGGGUUCAUGCACAGCUUUUGGUGCUUUCGUUUCAUGGCUUCUCUUCUUCUUCACGCUUAGUCUGAUGUAAUAGUAAUACUACUCUACUACUGCUCCACAUUAAUCGAACACACGAUUCAUCGUCACCUCAGUCACUCGUUCGAACAUGAACAUGACUCAGCGGCUGCGGCUGCGGCUGCUCACCCUCCUGUAUGUGAUUUCAUGUACCAUCCUCAGUACUUGGUCAGUGGUUCGAGCCUCCACCAGCCAAGAUCAAUUGACCAGUGGUUUUAAAGCCACUCCAAAUCCAGCUGUCUCAACUUUCCAGCCCAUCCUCACCGAUUCCACGGGUAACUACUCGCUGGGCUUCCUCCGUCUCAACAAAACUCAGCUCACCCUCGCCGUCGUCCACGUUCUGUCCUCCGAAACCAUAUGGCACGCCAACAUAACUCGAUUGCCAAGAUGGUCCGAUCCUACUCAGCUCACCUUCAACGGCAGCCUUGUAGUGUCGGAUCCUGGGUCCGGGGUGUUUUGGUCCACCUAUACGGAUGGAGACCGUGUUUGGCUGUCCAACACUUCAAAUCUCCAAGUUGAGACGUCCGACGGCUCCGCCUUAUGGCAGAGUUUUGAUUUUCCGACGGAUACCCUCGUCGAGAAUCAGAAUUUCACCAGUAACAUGUCCCUUGUUUCUUCCAACGGGAUAUACUCCAUGCGGCUGGGACAAGAUUUCAUGGGGCUGUACGCGAAGUUCAAGUCCGGGUCGGAUCCGGGGCAGAUAUACUUGAAACACAGGGCGAUGCAAGCAAAAGCGGAAAUAGUCCAAGGUCAACCCAUUUAUGCAGUGGUCGAGUCUGACGGGUUCCUGGGCAUGUACCAGAACGGGACAACCCCGGUCGACGUUCAAUCAUUCAGCAGUUAUCAGCAACCCGUGUCCGGAGUGAGGCGGGUGCGGAUGGAGACAGACGGGAAUCUAAAGGGAUAUUUCUGGACGGGGUCGAGUUGGAUCCUGGACUACCAGGCGGUAUCCGACCCGUGUGAAUUGCCCUGCUCAUGCGGGCCAUACGGGCUGUGCCAACCGGGAAAGGGAUGCGGCUGUCUAAACAACAACGAGACGGAGCCCCAAACCGGGCGGUGCGUGUCACCGGGGAAUCACAAUAUGGUUGACUUUUGCAGCGCCUACGAUAACAAGUACAAAGCGCUGAGAAGCAGCGGGGUGGACCUGCCCUACAAGGAACUGAUGGGGUACCAAAUCAUGGAGAAUUUCCAGGAAUGCGAGAAUGCAUGCGAACGAAAUUGCACGUGUUGGGGUGCGGUGUACAGGAACACCUCUGGGUUCUGUUACAUCUUAGAUUAUCCCAUACAGACGCUAGUGCGGGUGGCGGAUGAAUCCAAAAUGGGCUACUUUAAGGUGAGCGAGGGUGUAGGGAAAGGGAAGAUGGACGUGGGACUAGGAGUUGGGGUGGGGGUGUUGUGUGGGGCCAUUUUGGUAAUUGGUGGGGGUUUAGUGGGGUAUGGGUGGUAUAGGCUGAGGAGGAGUAAACAGAGGGGGGUGAGCGGAUACGUAAAAGAGGAGGGCAUAAUAGGUGGUGGGGUCGGACCAUACAAGGAUUUGGGAGCUGCCAGUUUUAGGUCAGUUGAACUAUCUGCGAGAUGACGUAAGGGAUGAUGGCAUUGGGCAUUGGCUGGAUUGGGUCUUUUUCAACUUGGACUCAAAAAGUUUUUAAGUAGUUUUUCUUUAUUGGGGUGGUGGUACAAAUACUUUGUGGGACCGGCAGAUCCGUUGGGUCAGUGUUGGGGGGUGGACUUUUUAUCUCUCCAUCUUUUGGGGGUCCCACAGUGCUAUCCUUGGAGGAGGAGGAGGAGGCUAGGAGAGAUGCUGGGAGCUGAUGAUUUUCUCCUCGAAAACCACGAACGGACAAAAAAUGCCAUUUUUAUUGCGGGAUUUGAUGUUCCAAUCAUUUCAAUCAAAGUGGAUCUCGUGUAUUCGGUUUGUGGAAUAAUGCCAGUUUGCUUCGUAAAAUUACUAGCA
Messenger RNA from Coffea eugenioides, 2036 nucleotides. RefSeq names its product PAN domain-containing protein At5g03700. The transcript has a single exon. NCBI's taxonomy places the organism in Eukaryota, Viridiplantae, Streptophyta, Magnoliopsida, Gentianales, Rubiaceae. The record is from RefSeq and is a predicted model, not a curated record. Bases 174 to 1661 code for a protein of 495 amino acids. Gene Ontology annotation, biological process: recognition of pollen.